AUGUGUUCUUUCAAUUUUGGAGCGACCUCCGGCGGAAGUGCUACCGGUGGUACACCGGGUUUCUCUUUCGCAGCUCCCCAACCUGCAGCAACAGGUGCAACCGCGGCCCCGUCUUUUGGGGCUGGGGCAGUUAGUGGCACACACGCUAAAACUGGCUUCAGUGGGUUUGGUGUGCCUAAGACGAGCACGCAAGGCACGACUCAGUCAGGGACACUCGGUGGCUUCGGCGGGGGGGCAGCACCUGCACCUGCAACAAGUGGAUUUGGUACGCCUGCUGCUACCGGGGGUGCGGCCGCGGCAGCCCCUGGUAAUGGAGGUUUAUUCGGUGGAGCACCCGCGACGAAAUCUGCGCCGUCAGCAGGUAGCUUCCCUGGCUUCGGAGCCAAACCGGCCGCUUCCACCACCGCAGGACAGCCACCCACCGCGCUUUCCUUCGGAAGCGGUGCACCAGCUUCAGGCACUGGUGCGCCUGCUGGUGGUCUCUUUAGUGGGGCCGCUCCCAGUGCCACAGGGACAAGCUCUGCAGCCCCUCAGACCAAUUUAUUCGGUGGUGGUGCACCCGCAACCACAACUGCGGCUGCAACUGCACCUGCACCUGCCGCGGGAGGGCUGAGUUUCGGAGCGGUCAAUGCUAAUGCACAGAAGCCUGCUACUUCUGGGCUGACUUUUGGUGCUGCGGGAGGCACCACCACCACAACUCCUGCUACCGGAUUGUUCGGUGGAACAUCAAAUGCGCCCAAACCAGCCGCCGGCGCAGCCUCUUCAACAUUGGGAGGUGCCGUAGGUUCUACUGACACUGCUGCUAGACCGGCUGGUAUUAGCUUCGGUGCCUCUGCUCCCGCCACAAACGGAGCCACUGCGCCCGCAUUCAAUAUGGGGGCGCCGGCAUCGGGUUCGGGUGCUGCUCCAAAGAGAGGCUUGUUCUCUAGUGCAGCUCCUGCAGCCUCCACUUCCACUUCCACUACGGCCCACGGAACAACUGCGACAGGCUCCACGACAGCACCAGCUGCCAAUGGGGCAGAUACAUUUAAAGCCCCCGCACCAGGUACCACGGCGUCUUCCAGUACAGCACAAUCGGCCACGGCUGCACCAGCACCUGCUGCCGCUGAUACCGCCCCAGCCCCAACGACCAAGCCAUCAGAGAUUACAAACAUGAAAGUACAAGAAAUUGUCGACUCAUUCAAUCGCAAGUUGGAGAUGCAUACACAAGAUUAUUGUAGGCACGCGCUGGAUAUUCGAAAUCUAGAUCAAAUGCUCAUCAAAAAUCAAGACGCGAUUGAGGGUGUUUUCGGUGAAUUAGAAGAGGUCAAAACCAUGCAGAAGAGGCUCAAUCAGGAAAUAGACUACAUCGAUGCCCACCAAAAAGACAUAGGCGAAUACAUAAACGAACAGAAAAGCCAAGCGCGUAUGAAUGGUGCGAAAAUGAAUGCGAGAGGGCAGGCUUACACAAGCGGGGCCAACCCUUCAGAUCGGAAGACAAUGUUAGAAACUCUGGAGGACGUGAAUCGGCAACUAAACAAGGUGGACGAACAACUUCGCGGCGUCAUAGAGACAGUGAACAGUACUACACAGGAUCCGAAUCAAGAAAAUACGAUAGACAAAGUCGUAGAUAUCCUUAAUUGCUACUUGGAGAGUUUGCAGUGGAUUGAUAGCAAUGCAGACAAGCUCGAACAACGCAUGGUUAUGACGAAGCAAGGCUUGGCGGAAGCACGACAAAACCUGUCCCGUUUGCACUACUAGAGAUUGGUCGUACUAGUAUUCGAAAUUAAACUUAUGUCCUGCUGACUGACACAUCAGAACCGAUACGGUCUCAUACCUCGAGUUGUGU
Sphaeroforma arctica JP610 is the source of this 1828-nucleotide messenger RNA. RefSeq lists its product as hypothetical. The record is from RefSeq and is a predicted model, not a curated record. Lineage: Eukaryota; Ichthyosporea; Ichthyophonida. Bases 1 to 1740 code for a protein of 579 amino acids. Gene Ontology annotation, molecular function: phospholipid binding; structural constituent of nuclear pore. The transcript has 12 exons. Gene Ontology annotation, biological process: protein import into nucleus; RNA export from nucleus. Gene Ontology annotation, cellular component: nuclear pore central transport channel; nuclear pore.